CUUCUUUUUUUUUUAAACAAACGCAGAUGUUAGUCGCCAUUUUGAGAGGUUCUAUCUCCGCAGACCGGCAGAAAAGGCAGUGACGAAGCAAGUCGUUUUUCUCCGUUUGAGUACCUUUUUAGGUGUUAUAAUAAUCAAUGUCUCGCUUUAACAACCGCGGCGGACUUGGAAUGAAUCAUUUCCAGCGAAGAGGUGGUUUGGCGGGCGGCCCGAUGCGAGGAGGAAUCAUGGGGAACCACAAUUUCCGGAACCAUCCUUUUCAAAAUACGAAUAGGAGAGGGGGACAUAACAACAUGAACAGGCCCAACAACCAAGGACCACAUGUGAGUCCCCAAAAGAUGCAACAAAACCAGCCCAUUAUCCCUCCACCGAGUCCCGGUCCGGCUCUCACCAUGAAAGGCCCCAUGCAGCAGCAACAGCAACAACCUCCACCACAGCAGCAGCAGCCACAACAGAAACCCGCUCAGACACAGCAGCAACAGCAGACGCCGACAACUCCAUCACCCCAGCCUAAGACCCAGACCCAGUCCCCAGCAGCGAAACCAAACAUCACCUCACCGCAACCUAACCAAGGCAACCAGAAUCCGAACCAGCAGCUAAAGUCCCCGGUAGGAAAUGCUAACGGCAAACCACAGCAGCCUCCGCAGCCGAGCCCUAAACCCGGACCACAGCUGAACCAGAAGCCUGGCCCUCAGCAGGCUCAAGCGACGGGACCCCAACAAGGUAAGAGGACCGGACCUCCGCAGGGCCCGAGGAUUAGUCCUCAGCAAGGCCCGAGAGCCAGUCCUCAGCAAGGCCUGAGAACCGGUCCUCAGCAAGGCCCAAGAACCGGUCCACAACAAAGCCCGAGAACAGGUCCACAACAAGGCCAGAGGCCCAGACAAGACCCACCGAAAAACAUCCAGAUGAAACAUGAAAAUGUACCGGUCGCGACGGGAUCAGACGAGAGCCAGUCAGAGGGAGGCUUUAAGGCAACUCUGUCCAUGCUGCUGAAACCCGGUGAGAAACAAUACACACAACGCUGCCGUCUGUUCAUCGGUAAUCUGCCAAGUGACAUCACAGAAGAGCAGUUCAAGAAUCUUUUUGUCAAGUAUGGGGAGCCUAGUGAGGUCUUCAUCAACAAAAGCAAAGGAUUUGGUUUCAUCCGACUGGAAUCCAGAGCACUUGCAGAGAUUGCUAAGGCAGAGUUGGAUGACAUACCAAUGAAGGGCAGAACCCUGCGUGUCCGAUUCGCUACACACUCUGCCGCCCUGUCCAUAAAGAACCUUUCACCCUAUGUUUCAAAUGAGCUCUUAGAAGAAGCUUUCUGUCAAUUUGGCAUGGUAGAGCGGGCCAUUGUGAUUGUGGAUGAUCGUGGAAGGUCUUCAGGCAAGGGCAUUGUGGAGUUUGCUUCCAAGGCUGCAGCCAGGAAGGCUCUGGAUAGAUGCAGUGAAGGCGUUUUCCUUCUCACUUCAUCCCCACGUCCCGUUGUUGUUGAGCCUCUGGAGCAGUACGAUGAUGAGGAUGGUCUUCCAGAGAAACUGGCACAAAAGAACCCCAGAUAUCAAAUAGAGCGUGAGCACCCUCCUCGCUUCGCCCGCCCUGGCACCUUUGAAUAUGAAUAUUCCAAACGCUGGAAGUCGCUGGAUGAGAUGGAGAAGCAACAGAGGGACCAGGUGGAGAAAAACAUGAGGGAAGCUCGCGAGAAGCUUGAAAGUGAAAUGGAAGAUGCCUACCAUGAGCACCAGGCCAAUAUGCUCCGCCAAGAUCUGCUGAGGCGACAGGAAGAACUGCGCCGUAUGGAAGAGAUGCACAGCCAGGAGAUGCAAAAGAGAAAGGAGAUGCAAAUUAGACAAGAGGAAGAGCGACGCAGGCGUGAGGAGGAAAUGAUUCGUAAGCGAGAGAUAGAAGAACAGAUGCGUCGCCAGCGGGAGGAGGGCUACAGAAUGGGCAACUUCAUGGAUAGGGAACGGGAUCUGAGAAUGAACCCCGCUGGUAUGGGCAUGGGUGAUAUUCCUUUUGGUGCAGCCAAUCCAAAGUUUGCAAUGGGUGGAAUGGUCUUUGAAAACCAGCAGGGAAUGGGGGCCGCCGCCCCGGGCAUGAUGGGCAACGAAAUGCGCAAUGAGCGAUUUGCCCAAGGUGGAGCCAGGGGAAUGGGUUCUGGUAAUGCUGGGUUUGGCAGGGUCCGUGAGGAGUUUGAUGGUCCUACUAAGAAACCCCGUUUUUAAACAGCGCUCCUUGAGGCUUUCAAGUGGCAACAUUUGUACAAAUGCUUCAAAACAAACCUAUCAAGUUGCUUCUGGUAUUUAAGUUUGAUUUGUUGCUACAUUUUAGCUUGACUAUUAACUAAUUUUAUGGCAAGGUCAAUUUUUUUUUUUUUUUUUUUUUUUUUGUAUUGUCUGUAGCCGGGACCGGAAGCUCAUCCUCUUGUGAUGCAUUAGUUCUUUCUUACACAUGUACACGUUAUUUUUCUAGGUGUAUUUUGCUCUGUCUUCGUGACAUGUUAAUUGUAACAUUUUUCAUAACAUUCAGUGGCUGUAUACUGUGCCAUACAUUUGGAAUCAAAGCAUGUACCAUAAUAAAGACAAAAUUGGUUCUAUCCAGAUAAAUCUCUCAAUAAUUAUUAUUUAAAAAAACAAAAACAAUGGAUUGCAAGUGCAAACUCUUUGCCUAAUUUCAUUGCCUAAUUUUAAUAUGGACUUACCUGCCGUAUUGGAUCUUAAAGGGUCUAUGUGUUAUCUCUGUUUCAGUUCUUCUUACUCGAUACCGAACGUAUCUUUUUCAAUUAAAACAAUUAGGAUGUUAUCAAAUUAAUAAUCAGUACCAGAGUCCUGUUAUUUUGACUGUUACCUUGUUCAAAGAGCAGACAUAACUCAUUUUUUUUGUAAAGAAGUUGAGGACUAUGUUGGGCAGUUUGGCCUGUUCGUCAGAAGAGUUGGUGAUGAUUAAAUCCUGGAUCCAAAUGGAUGCAUUAACUCUUUGUCCACAGUUUGUUUCCUUUGUUUUGUAACAAUUCAGAAAGCAGAAAUAAUACACAUAGAACCUUUAAGAACUACAGCUGAUUAGUGUGUAGUUGGUGGUACAUUAGUAUUAAGAAGUACUUCUCUCAUGCUGUCCAACUUGGGGCAUUUGUUUUGUGUUUGUAACCCGGGGCGUUUUUUAACUCUGUACUGAUGUAGUCAGAGAGAUUGAAGGUGUUUUAUGACCAACACACUAUGCUGUAAAACUGGUCACUACCUUGUCACCAGCAGGGGCUGUGAGUCUAUGUUCAUUAAACUAUAUUUAAGGGAUGCACUGAAAUUAUAAUUCGUGGCCGAAACCGUAAAUCAGGAAAUCGAGGCACUGCAAUUACAUAGAUUAAAAAUAAAUAAUAUAAUAAUAUUACUAUAUUAUAACAACAUAAUUUGAGACAGUCUUUCAGGAUCUCACAGAACAUUUUUGCUGCACUCUGUUCUUUUGUGUUUUGCGCUUCUCCGUCUCCAAGCGGGUCCUUUGCGGCCUGGAACAUUUCUCGUGUGCACUGCUUUAUUCCCGCAUCCAUGUAAUGAUCCUUUUAACGCGGAUCAAGUACAGUCGUGAUAGGUACAGGGGUUCCGAACAGAUCUCUGUGAAACGUGUGCUGACAGACUCUGAGUGUACUUAAGUUCAGCAUUACACGUUUUUUAAAUCGAUACCCCUGGGUCUUUCUCAGAUAUUUUGAAAUUUGUCCACACAGCAGACAUGUUGGCGGUUUCAGACAGGUCCGCGAUGGUCGCGAUCUUUGCCCAGUCAUCGUAACUUUCUGUUUCAACCCGUGUUGUUUCGGUGAUAAAAGUAUUUUUUGGUGGCCAAAAAAUUCGGUGCAUCCCUACUAAUGUUAUUUAAUAAUCCUAAAAUACACUGAACUACGUCCCUGCCCCAAACGAUUUCUUCUAAGCUUUCCUAUUGUUUUUUUAGAAGGGGGGGGGGGGGUUUAUAUAAAAAUUGUGACGGCCCAUUAGCUGUAGCCAGCACCUAAUGGCUAAAGUAGGAUUUGCAAAUGUCUCUUUUCCUGUAAUUUCUGAUCUGUUUGUAAAAAAUUCCAUGGACAUCUUAUACCUGAACCAGUCGCUCCAUGGGUAAAAUGGUGGGCGACGUUUCUGCCUCCUGGGCAGAACAGGUGUUUUGUCACUUUUCUUUAUUUAACCUGAAAAAAAAUAAAACGUGAAUCUGUCUUGUGUUUGAAGUGGUUUACUAAUCACUUGACUUCAGACUGAAGCGAUAACCGUUCUUUGUGGUGGCAACUAAAACAUUUCUUUCUUUCUUAAUUUAUUUUUUGGCCUUUUUGAGCAAAAUCACUACAUUUGUCCAGCAGUGAACCCUGUUUGACGCAGUUAAGUUCAUACCAGCUCAUUAGUAUAACAUGGUGAAAAUACUACACACCUGCCUGCCCUUACAGGUGUUUUUUUUUAUCUCAACAAAACAAUUUUAUACUUUGUUCUUGAUCUCGAUGCAGUAACAUAUAACACUUUUAAAAUCACAUUUGUUCAGAACCUAUAAAUCAGUACACUGCCUUAUGUCUUUAUUCAGAUUUUUUUUAAACCUAGUUCAGGCAGAGUUUGUUUAAACCACAGCUAAAAGAAUGGGAACGGUUUACCCUGUUGUUUUGUUCUUGGUUUUUCAUUUAUUUUAUUUUUUGUGUCUGUUUUCUGAGUAUACGGUGUCUGGGGAAAAAAAAAAUACCCAGGCUGAUAACAGAACCCCAAUGUCAAUAUCUGCCAAGAUUGACAUUGACAUCAGCAACCUCUUGACCCAAAGUUGCAGUUGUCGGAUGCUUGAAAAGGCAACAUGGAUUAUAUACUGGUUUGUUGCAUUUAAAGCAGAGGCUUGAACCUCUAGAAGGCUUCAGAAAUGGCUGCAAAUCAGGAGCUGACGUUCUGUGGUUGAUUCGGUAAGGAUCUCAUUGGAUAUCUCCUUUAAGUGUGCUUCUGAAAUGUUCCGUGUGUUUGUGUUGUGUACCCUCUUUCUCUAACAGGUUUGUCCAACUUUUCCAGAUUGUGUGUUGUGGAGAAAUUUGAGGCCAGCCUGGCACUGAGCGACAUGCAUUAAAGGAGCAUUUUGGCUUUGGUAUUAGUGUUGUACAAAUGCACAGUGACUCUAAGAUCUGACAGUAAAGUACUCAAGUAUCAAUUACAUUUAUAUUUAUAUAUGUACAGUAUAUAUACUGAGUCCCCAAAGAAAGUUCCUGUUUCUUCAGGAACACAUGUAAGUCACAUAUAGAAAUUCAGAUAUAUUUUGUACACACCAUCAUCAUUGAAAUCUCCAAAGACCAUUUUCUGACCACUGACUCUUGAUCUUAGUUUUGCCAAAUAUCAGUUUUAACAUCUUCUGUUAAUAUAUUUGUUAUCUAAUACGGCUGUGUGUUGGCAAGAAUCUGCCGAUAUGAGAUGUCUCGUGAUACGGCGCAACACUACGAAACAUUGCGAUAUACUGCAGUACUAUAGGCAGGAUGAUGUAUUGUUUGAUUUUGAAGUCCUGGUGACUAAAUAUUUAACAGAAUUAGUUUUUUUGUUUUAACAAAAAAAAACUGUUUUCUUAAAUUAUAUACUCAUUGCACCCUUUGAAAUAAGGGGAGAAUUACAGAGUAGAAAAUUACUUUAAGUUGUAAAUUUACUUAAGUAAGGCCAUGUUGUGUUGGCAAACCAGGCACAAACAUAUUCCACUAAGGAUUCUUCCCGUAGAGUUCUUGAGACUAUUUUCAUUCUUUUACAAAUGGAGCUUGAGAUGAGCUUUGAUCUCCUAAGAAAUGUCCAAAGACAGAUUUGCCUUCUAGAACGUAUUGUGCAAUGGUCAUGUUAAAAAAAGUAUUUAAAAAAAAAUGUAUUACAUUACAAAAGUUGACCAAAAUAAGGCUCCACACACUUCAAACGGUUCUUUAUUUUGUCAUUUUUAAUGUAGAGCGGAGUUGAUCUCCCUUCUUGGAGGACGACCGUUUCCUUGCACAUACUUUUUAAUUUGUAAUGUUAUGUUUGUCUGUUGGUUUUCUGUACCAUUUGUUUUUCCUUAACAGGUUUGACCGUCUUUAAAGGUGUUGGACUAAGAAAGGAUCUUUCCGACUCAGUGGUAAUCACAGACGUUGAACCUUUACCCGUAGACAGAAUAGUUCUGUGAUUCCAAUCUCUAACCUCUGAUACAGGAGCGGCUGUUCUUUCAGUUGGAUCUGCUGUUGAUCCUAGCAGACAGUUUUUUUUUUAGGUUGGACUUGGAAGGUUAGCAAUUGUGAUUGCACAGGUAACGAUGAACCAGCGUUCAGAGCACUUCCUUUAAGCCAUUACGCUCCAUUGUAACCACGACCGUUGAGAGAAAAAGAAAAACCAACUUUGUUCAUCCAUCUUCCUUUAAUUUGUGGACGUCUCCAGCACCCUGGUCGCUGCAGACCAUCGACAGUCCCAGUUGACCUCAGUAAUACUUCUUUAUUCCUUCUGUGGUGAAUUCACGAGUGAUUCUGAACGUGUUGUACUGACUCGUCUGGAAUUUGUUUGGUCAUGAGUUAAGUUAGCAUGACUGAACCGUCAGAUAUGCCGAUGAUAUUCACAACAACACGUCAUGUAAAAAGGCAGAAAUGUAAACAUUGAAGUUACUUGACUAGCGGUUGAGCUAAUUGAUGUUUUAAAUCCUGUCCAAGAGAGACCUCUUAGACGUCAAGUUGUGUCAACGCUAGUCUUCUUAUCUGCACUUUGCAGCGAUUGAGGACACAUUUGUCCUCAAGUUGAAUAUGAAGCAACUACAGGGAAAGGAGGGCACCCCCACGCCCCCCCAUGACUCCUUGAACUGUAUUUCAAGAUGGACCUGUACUGUUGAAGGAACAUAGUUCACCCAUGUGGCACCAACCUUUAGAAUAAAUACAUCACACGACAAUAUGAUGGUACAAGACACUCCAUUUGUCGGUACAUUUCCAGUGUUUUGACGUAACAGUGUAAACAGUCUUUACCUCUAGUACCAACAUGGCCGUACGUCUUAAAUCCACCAUCCUUUGAACCUUCUCAGUCUUCUUGUUUAACAUAUUAGCCAUUAGCCAUGUCUCUACUAUAGAUCCAUUUUUAAGUCGAUUUGUUCUGUACCAGUGAUGACAAAAUGUUCUUUUUUUUUUUUAAAGCUAUCAUAAGUAAACGUGUAAGAAAAUAUGCCACCAUUAUUUUCUUUAAAAUCUGUUUAACUCUUUAUUUUAGGUGUCCCCGUGAAAGUUGUCCAAUCAGAGAUCACGUUAGCCCAGCGUCACUUUCCCGAGGGUUAAAACCCCCUUCUUCCAUGUAAAUGAGCAAACGUAGAAGCAUUGGACUUAGAGUUCGACCUGCCCUCUAAAGAUUAUAGAGGUUAAACUCAAGAACGUCCAAUAAUACAGAUCACACAUUGGAUUUACCUUCCGACAUAUAUGGAGGUAUGAUAUAGAAAUACAGACAGACCUCAGACCCCCCCCACCCCACCCCCGCCGUCUCCAUUGGAAAAUAAACAGUUAUUUGAACAUUGGUUUCCAUUGAUUGUCUCAAUACAAAUUGCAUUAAUUCUUAUUCUUAUUAAAGGCAUUGUCCUUUGAAAGGCAACUGACAACAGAAAUGAUUGAUUUUUCCUGGGCGAUACUUUACAAUGUGUCACCUUUUAGUCAGACGUUUUCUGUCUUUCAGGGUUUGGUGUAAGAACUGAACUCCUACCUGUUAAACUGACUCAGUAACAAUUCAACACGAGACUCUUCACUUCUGUACGACAGGAGUUCACAUAGAAAACUCCCUUUCAAAUUCCCUUUGAAGAGCAAUGAAAACCUCUUGCUAAGUUAGGACACCGCACACACCUUCUGUUUGAUGAAAGGAUGAUUUGUGUGUGUGUGUGUCUGUGUGUGUGUGUGUGUGUCUCUUUGUCUGUGGGUAAAUGUGCGACACGUUAGCUGCUGUCAGCCAGCUUGUCAGAGACAGGCUGCCCCUGUCCACAGUAAAGGCUCUUCUCUGCAGUUGGGUUACAAUGACGAUGAGUAGAAGUCAGUGGACAUUAAAGCCUGGACAUGUUUGUACUGCACCAGAGGUAUGCAUACACAGAUCCGCUGAAGCUCGCCAGGUAAGUGUCCCAUCCAUGUCUAUGAUGCAUAGUGUUCCCAUGACCUAAUAACUCUACCGUUUACAGGGCUUCUGGCACCACACUUCCAAUGAAUGACAUCACAGUGCAGAUCUCUUGUUCCUCAGACGUGGUGUGCGAC
Molecule: messenger RNA, 8182 nt
Organism: Cynoglossus semilaevis (tongue sole)
Lineage: Eukaryota; Metazoa; Chordata; Actinopteri; Pleuronectiformes; Cynoglossidae
Gene: sfpq
Product: splicing factor proline/glutamine-rich
Exons: 10
Coding region: 138-2207 (689 amino acids)
Molecular function (GO): RNA binding
Source: RefSeq, a predicted model, not a curated record